Acinonyx jubatus (cheetah) is the source of this 2963-nucleotide messenger RNA. Its product is annotated as olfactory receptor 4F3/4F16/4F29-like. Gene Ontology annotation, cellular component: membrane. Gene Ontology annotation, molecular function: olfactory receptor activity; G protein-coupled receptor activity. The coding region runs from base 308 to 1285 and encodes 325 amino acids. The record is from RefSeq and is a predicted model, not a curated record. NCBI's taxonomy places the organism in Eukaryota, Metazoa, Chordata, Mammalia, Carnivora, Felidae. The transcript is spliced from 3 exons. Gene Ontology annotation, biological process: G protein-coupled receptor signaling pathway.
UAACCUUAUGUAUGAAAUAAAUAUCUCCAAUUAAGUGAAGAAAUGGCAAUUUAUUUAUUUAUUUAUUUAUUUAUUUAUUUAUUUAUUUAUCUUUUUCCUCUUUGGUGACUUAUUAAUAGCUUCCUCUGAUGGUUGGCCAGGAUUCUGAAUGACAAUUCCCGUGAAUAAAUGAACUCAUACUGGUGAUCCCAAGCCACUGCAGUGUCAUUUGAGAGUUGCGAGAGCUGAGUCUCUUCUAUGGGAAGCUAAAGGAGUUCAUGUGGAUUGAGAAAAUAUUGGUCUGGGAACUCAACCAGAAUGCUCUGAGAUGCAGGUAAAAUUAGUGUCACCUCUGUUUGCAGAGGCAAUGGAUGGAGCCAACCAAUCUGUGGUAUAUGAGUUUGUGUUCCUGGGACUCUCUAAUUCAUGGGAGAUCCAGCUUCUUCUUUUCUUCUUUUCCUCUGUGUUCUACAUGGCAAGCCUAAUGGGAAAUCUCCUCAUUGUGUUCUCUGUGAGUACUGACCCUAACUUGCACUCUCCCAUGUACUUCCUGCUGGCCAAUCUCUCCUUUCUUGAUGUGGGGUUUUGCUCUAUUGCAGCCCCCAAAAUGAUUUAUGACCUCUUCAGAAAACGCAAAGCCAUCUCUUUUGGGGGUUGUAUAUCUCAGAUCUUCUUUAUUCAUGCUAUUGGGGGAACAGAAAUGGUGCUGCUCAUUGCCAUGGCCUUUGACAGAUAUGUUGCUAUAUGUAAGCCUCUCCACUACCUGACCAUUAUGAGCCCACGAAUGUGCAUUUUGAUUUUGGCUGCAGCCUGGGUCCUUGGCUUCAUCCACUCAGUGGCCCAAUUGGCUUUUGUUGUAGACUUGCCUUUCUGUGGUCCUAAUGUAUUGGACAGCUUUUAUUGUGACCUUCCGCAGCUCAUUAAACUUGCCUGCACAGAGACCAAUAGGCUGGAGUUCAUGGUCACAGCCAAUAGUGGACUCAUCUCUGUGGGUUCUUUCUUUAUACUGAUUAUUUCUUACAUCAUCAUUCUGGUCACAGUUUGGAAACACUCUUCAGGUGGGUUAUCCAAGGCCCUUUCUACUUUGUCAGCUCAUGUCACUGUGGUGGUUUUAUUCUUUGGGCCAUUAAUCUUCUUCUACACCUGGCCCUUCCCCUCAUCACACUUGGACAAAUUUCUUGCCAUCUUUGAUGCAGUUCUCACACCUUUUCUGAAUCCAGUCAUCUACACAUUCAGGAACAAGGAGAUGAAGGCAGCAAUGAAGAAACUCUGUCAUCAGCUUGUGAGUUACAGGAGGAUGUCCUAAGUACUCUAAAGGUUAAAAAAAUUUUACCCACACACUCAAUGACAACAGAAAAAAAUAGAGUAAUUGAAGUUUUAGAUCUCUAUUAACUUUAUGUACUAGGUUACAUUUAAGCAUUUACCACGUCUCUGUGUAUCACCAGCACCUGAAUUAAUUAUGAUAAAGGGAGCUAACAUUGGCACGUCUGUGUUUCAGGCCCUCCUGUGCUGGAUGCUUUAUAGUAAUUAUUUAAUAUUUAUGAAAACUGUGUAGUAAGCAUUUUUAUCUUGAUUUAUAUUGCGGGGGGGAGGGGACAAAGUAAGAAAUUCUUCCUAUUCAUUCUUUAAUUACUGCGGAAAAUGUCUCAAACCAAAGAUAUCACCUUAAUCCACCACUUCCAACAGUUUUAUCCCUCAAAAGGUGCCAAACAGAGAAUGUGUUCAAUGAUUUAGUGUUGGAAAUUAACAUGUUAUUCCUUUUCACUGUGAUACUUUCCUUGCUUUGAACUGGUUAAUGUCCUUUCCUCAAACUAUCUACCAAACUGCCAUAAUACCAAUUGGUUUGAUUUUUUUCCUCUAAGGUAUCUGCUUCCUAUUACCCCAUUCUUUUGGUUACCUAGAGCUGUUGAUUAUAUAUGGAAUUAUGAAAUUUUAGAACUGGAAUUUGAGAUAAUUUGUUCCAACUUUUGUUAAGUGAUAGAUCUAAGGUGAGAAUCAGAUCUCCACAGUUCCCUUCCUAACUCUAUUGAGGAAUAACUGAAAUCUUCAAAUAGAAUUGUAUAUAUUUAAAGUAUACAAUAUGGUAAUUUGAUAUACAUAUAUACUGUGAAGUUAUUACCAAGAUCAAGAUAAUGAACACAAACUAUGAUAAAGUUGUGUUAAUGCCUACUUAUUUUAAAGAUUCUUUAAAAAUGCCAUAUGUGUACUCAUAUCCCAGUUAUUUAGCAAUUUUUGGUAGAUCUUCAUGAUGAAUCUAUCUUCUUAAGCCACUAACAGAUUUCAGAUUUCUUUUUUUCUCAGUUUACCUAUUUUUAAAAAAGUUAUUUUAAUUCCAGUUACUUAACAUACAGUAUUGUAUUCAGGUUUCAGACUUCAUUUAGGAAGUUAUUUCAUUCUUCUAUAUUCACUUUUCUUCUGAUGUUAUUUUGGACUUAUUUAAAAUUGUUCAUUCGUUUGUAAAAUAUAUAUUUACCAGGACAAUUACAGGCUAAGACAUUAGCUUAACCAAGUGAGAGAUAUUUCUUUUUAGCAAAAUUAGCUUUUGGGUGAUGAUUGUUGUUUGUGUAUAACUGUUCCUUUUUCCUCUUCCUCUUGAUAAACUUUGUUUAUACUUAUCUUUCUCCUGGUGACCUCUUAGGGUGCUCCUUUGAAUAUCAGCCUUAUAAAUAUUAUGUGAUCAAAGGAUCACAUAAUAUCACAUGCCUUUCUAUUUGAAAAAUGGAAACUUAGAUGUGCAUUCACUCCAAAUAAAAUUCAGUACAGAUUUAUUAUCACUUUACUUGCCCUUAACUGUGUCGUUUACAAGCCUGGUAGAGACUGCCAUAGCUCCUUCUCAUCCAACACCUUUCUUACUAGCUUUUUAAAGCCCAUUCAUUGUUUUUGUCCACCUGUCACCACCUCUACGUUUACCAACAUUUAUUGAACAUAUAUGUGGCAGGUACUAUCUGAAGUUGUUAACAUAUACCAAUUCAUUUAAUUCUCUC